Molecule: messenger RNA, 1054 nt
Organism: Micropterus salmoides (largemouth bass)
Lineage: Eukaryota; Metazoa; Chordata; Actinopteri; Centrarchiformes; Centrarchidae
Product: exopolyphosphatase PRUNE1-like
Exons: 6
Cellular component (GO): cytoplasm
Molecular function (GO): exopolyphosphatase activity
Source: RefSeq, a predicted model, not a curated record
UUGAAGGCAUCCUGACCUUUUACCGCCACACCGACGGUCGGUCACCGGGACCGUCAUGUGUUCACGGCAGCGCGUGUGAGUCUCAGCCCCGCUGCUCAGUGAGUCGGCUGUCACAGAUUACCGGACCCGUUAACCGGUUAGAGGAGGUGCUAGCAGGUUAGCUAGCGGUCCGAGCGGCGGAGUUAGCAUCUAGCAGCUAACAGAAGAUGGAGGAGUUUCUGUCGGGCUGCCGACGGGCCGUGAAGGUGAACGCAGACCAGGCGGGUCCAGGGUUCCACGUGGUUCUGGGGAACGAAGCCUGCGACGUGGACUCCAUGGUGUGUGCGCUGACCUACGCCUACUUCCUGUCCAAGACUGCACAGGGUGAGAUGCUCGCUCUCCCUCUGCUGAACAUCCGUCAGUCAGAGCUGCUGCUGCGUUCGGAUAACGUCUUCCUGCUGCGGCAGGUCGCUUUGUCUCCAGAUCUUCUGCUGUUCAGGGACCAGCUGGACCUGCGAGCGCUGCAGCGAGCCGGCCGCCUGCGGCUGACGCUGGUCGACCACAACAUCCUGCCCAGUUCAGACAGCGACCUGGAGGGGGCGGUGGUGGAAGUGAUCGACCAUCACCUGCUGGAGAGAGAGCCCUCCUCCUCCUGUACUGUUACCGUGGAGACGGUCGGAUCCUGCGCCACUUUGGUGACCGAACGCAUCAUCCAGAAAGCUCCGGAAAUCCUGGACCAGCAGGUCGCUCAGCUGCUCUACGCGGCGGUGGUGUUGGACUGCGUGAACAUGGCGCCCUCUGCAGGCAAAGUGACUCCUAAAGACAGCCAGUUCGCUGCAGCGUUGGAGAUCCGCUUCCCCUCCCUGCCACCGAGGGGCGCUCUCUUCCAGACGCUGCACAACGCCAAGUUUGACGUCUCAGGUCUGAACACAGAACAGAUGUUGUUGAAGGACAUGAAAGCUGCUUCAGGAAGUUUGAAUCUGGCUGUCUCUGUUCUCUACAUCAAACUGGAGGUCAGUCAGUACUACACACUGUACUACACUGUACUCUACACUGUACUACACUGUACUCUACA